GCGGCGUCCUGGCUGUGUUGAUGGUUGCACGCACGUGUUGUUUCUGUCUACAUCGGUACCUUUGACCCAAACAGACGGAGUCAGUUCAUCAGAACCAGCCAGGGAGUAUCGGACAAAUCUUGGAGACUUCCUGCAGCCAUGGGCCCGCUCCGCUCAAAGAAGCGCCGGCCAACAUUUCGUCGGCUGUUGAAGACUAGUGGUAUGAAACUUGAAAACAAACUGAAGAGCCGACAGCAGAAGCAGCAAAAUGUGGCCAAGAAACAACGCAAGGAGCAGAAGAGGCUGCGGCAGGCCAUGAAAGGUGCUGCGCUUCAGGUGCCCCAGGUGCUGGAGACAUACAGAAAGAGACCAGAGGAAGAGAAUGAAGAGGAGGAGUUCCUGGAGACCCUGCCCUCGGACAUGAUGGAUGAAGAAGACUUAAAGGAAAUGACUGCCAUGGCCAGAAAAGCAUCCUUCAUAACCAGAGAUCUGUCGUCCUGCGGGUCGGUGCAUAGCAGCAAGAGGAAGAACGCUGAUGUGGUGCGCAGCUACGAGAAGAUUCCAAGAAAGAUGGCAAAGAUGCAGGAGAAAGAGGUGAUCCAACUCCUUCCAAUCAAAGAUAAAGACAGAGUGAUUCCGAGGAGCAUCGAAAGAGCGGUUAAACAACAUCAGGAGGAGGAAGAGGAGGAGGAGCUUGCAGGGAUGCCAGAGCAGGAGGAAGACGAUGGAGAGCCACCGAGCUACAAGGAGCUGACACCAGAGGAAAGAGAACAAUUUAGAAUUCAGACAUUAAACAUAAAGAAACAGCGCAUCGCCAGCAUGGCUUCAGCCAUCAUCUCAGAUCCAUUAAACAAUAUGAAGCGUGUGAAAGAACUGCGGGGGAUGAUGAUGGAGGUUGACCCCAGCGUGGCGGUCUCAGUGAGGAAAAUGGUGAUGGUUUCUCUCAUGGAGGUCUUCAAAGACAUCGCCCCCACCUACAGGAUACGACCCCUGACCUCUGCAGAGAAGAACACCAAGGUGAAGAAAGAGACGCAGCAGCUUAGAGAGUUUGAGGAAAGUCUUGUCAGUCAGUACAAGUUCUAUCUGGAGGAUUUGGAACAGACGAUUAAAGACUGGAAGCAGAAGAAGAGGAAACGCAGUCAGGUAGUGAGCUUCCAGUCAUACCGUGGCCUGGCUGAGGUCUCAGUUCGUUGCCUGUGUGAGCUGCUGCUCUCUAUGCCACACUUCAACUUCCACAACAACAUCAUUGUCAUCUUGGUUCCUCUGAUGAAUGACCCCCUCAAGAAGGUGUCAGACAUGUGCUGUGAUGCAUUCAGGAAGCUCUUUCAGGAAGACAGAGUAGGCGGGGCAUCACUGGCCACAGUGCGGGUCAUCUCUGGCCUCACCAAAAGCCUCAACUACAAUGUCAGACCUGAGAUGCUUCGAACUUUGCUGAAUCUGAGGAUCAAGGAGGUGGAGAUGAAGAAGGACCUGGAGGCCACAGCACCAAAGACCAAGUUUAUGACAAACAAAGAGAAGAAGAAAAACUUAUCCAGGAUGCAGAGGAAGUGGAAGAAAGCAGAAGAGAAGCUGGAAAAGGAGCUUCUAGAGGCUGAAGCUUCAGAAAGCAAAGAGAAGAAGACCAAACUGCACACAGAGACUCUAAACAUCGUCUUCCUCAUCUACUUCAGGAUUCUGAAGAAAGCUCAGCGCUCAGUUCUCCUCUCUGCUGUCCUGGAAGGACUGGCUAAUUUUGCUCACCUGAUCAACCUGGAAUUCUUUGAUGACCUGCUGAAUGUGCUGCAGAACCUCAUCCAAUCAGGAAAUCUGACCAAUCGGGAGAGUCUCCACUGCAUCCAGACAGUUUUUACCAUCCUGUCUGGACAAGGUGACGCCCUGAACAUCGAUCCUCUAAACUUCUACUCUCAGCUUUACAAAAUUCUGCUUUUUCUUCACAUUUUGGCUAUCUCAGGGGCACCCAAUAAUGACAUCAUCAUUGUGCUGCGGUGUCUGGACGCCAUGCUGACUCGUCGCAGAAAGCAGGUAACCCUGCAGAGAGCCAUGGCCUUCUUCAAACGACUGAGUGUGCUCAGUCUACACGUCCUGCCCAAUGCCAGCAUUGGAAUUCUUGCAGCAAACCGAGCUACCAUGCACUCAUUCCCCAAAUGCGACUUCCUUUUGGAUAACGAAAUUCAGGGCAGUGGCUUCUACCUGAUGGAAUUAGAUGAACCUGAAUAUUGCAAUGCUCAGAACACUGCACUCUGGGAGCUCCACACACUGCAGAGACAUUUCCACCCGGUUGUACGGCGGUUUGCGGGUUAUUUGAGUCAUGGAGCGCCGAGUGAUGGCUCGGCAGCACUCAGUAUGGAGCUCAGCCGCAGGUCUCCACUGGAGCUGUUUGAAGACUACAGUGUCAAAGAUAUGACCUUUAACCCUCCUGUGGCUUCACCCACAUCCAAGAAGAAGGAUCAGUUUGUGGUCGGAACGGCGCUGCUAGAUGACAGGCUGCAGAAACAAGCAGAUAGCAUCCUGAGUGAUACACGCAUGGACUUCACUGCAACACGCCUCUGAGACGCUUACACUCUCACAUCGAGGAUCUGCUUAAAAAGAUAAACAGAUUCCUUUUUAUUCAAAACAGCUUGAGGUGGCGUAGAACAGGACACAUGACCUGGAGUUGCUUUGUGAUUGAGACUGUUGAAACCUAUAGCACAUAACAGUGGUGAAGUAAAAUAUUCCCAGCACAUCUCUGGUCUUACAAGUCUUACAAGAUCAUUUUCAUGUUUCAAACCGGACUAAUAAAAGUACCCAUCAACCAGUUUCUUUGUGUUUCCUGAAGAAAAGACGCGGCUCAGAGGAGAGACACUUUAUGGUCCUGAAAAUAUCCAGUUUUAGUUGUAAAGUUCCUUCCAGCAAACUUGUUACUUUACCUAGUCGGUGCCUCCACAUUGUCUCUGCCUUUAAAAUGUUCUGCUUUUCUUCAAACACUCACUUUUAACUUUACAGGGAUGGAAAGUUACAGCAUUGUUUUCAGGAUUUAUUCCUGAAAUACAUCCAACCAAAGAACAUGUUUAGAUUAUGAGUCUGACUUCCACUCCUGAAGCUGGUUUCUUAAAGCUUGUUCAGACAGAUUCUUGUUUGUCUUUCAUUUUUGUUGCUAAGUUUCUUUUUUUAUCUAGCAAACUGAGUUGCAUUUCAUGUUCUUUCACAGGUGCAGUGUUUGUUUGCCAUCAUAUGUUUCAGCUGGCAGUCCUCUGCUUGGAGUUAUGUUUUAUUUCUUUUAACGUCUCACAGUUUAAUGCUUCAUAGCAUUAAACUGAAUUCAGAUUAAAAAAAAAUUAACUCUCUUAAAGUGAUUCUGUUUUUAUUUUUUGGCUAAUUAGAAUAUGUUUUCACAAUUUUGUGUGUUGAGUAUUAUAUUUCCUCGCUCCUAAAUGUUCCACAGUCAACUGUGAGACUCAUGUUGUAAGAAAAUGGAAGUGUUUGGUAACGACAGUAACUCAGCCUGGUAGGGAAUGCAAACUGAUGGAGCUGAUGCUGAAGCACAUAGUGUGAAGAGGUCGGCAACUUUCUGCAGUCAAGGUUGGCUACAUGAAGGCUAAAUGUGACCUUCAGAUUAGCUCAAGAACAAUGCACAAAGAGCUAUUAUUAUUAUUAGAGUAGCGACAGUAAAACAGGCAGGGACUUAAGGCGAGCUUACUGGGAAUUCCUCGUUGAUGGGAGGAAUUUUAGGAUUCAUUCAUUUAUCAUUUCUAAUGAACACCAAGGUCACCUGGGCUCCAUCUGUGUGUUCAGUGACUGUUGGAGCAGGUUUUAACAGCUGCUGUAACUAUUGUGCAGAAAAUGCAGAAAAUUUAGCCAUUUUCUGCAUUUUUUUUUAUUCAGGCAUACUAAGUCCAUUGGUAUUGGACUUAGUAUGAAUGUGCUGAAGAUUUCAAUCUUGUUCAUUAUCCUGGAUGUUACAUUAAACAAGGUUAAUAAAUACUAGUAUGUUAAUGGAAUCAAUAAAACAACAAAUUAAUAUGAAGUUGGAAAAGUAUUGUCUAUUUGGCUAUUGUGGCUCUAACAUUAACGCUACACUCUGCCUCCUUCAGAGGAAGCAAAUUGCAUCAGCCCACAGUGUAUGUUAAGAUGCUUUGUCCCAGAAAUGUUUUCAUUUCUUUCUUGCAAAAAUUAUCUGCUGAUCUAAUUGCUAUUCAUCUGCUUAACCUUAUAAACCUCAGCAUGACCCAUUGAGCAAUCAUACAAUAAUAUUUGUAUGUAAGAAAGAUUGAAAUGAGGACUUAGUCCUGAUCUCAGUACUAAAUGUUACUUUUAUUCCAACAGAAAUUUAAAUAAAAUGAAAACAAUA
Messenger RNA from Poeciliopsis prolifica (blackstripe livebearer), 4306 nucleotides. RefSeq names its product NOC3-like DNA replication regulator (gene noc3l). The transcript is spliced from 21 exons. The record is from RefSeq and is a predicted model, not a curated record. Gene Ontology annotation, biological process: DNA replication initiation. Gene Ontology annotation, cellular component: nucleolus. Lineage: Eukaryota; Metazoa; Chordata; Actinopteri; Cyprinodontiformes; Poeciliidae. The coding region runs from base 139 to 2529 and encodes 796 amino acids. Gene Ontology annotation, molecular function: chromatin binding.